GUUACCAGUUCCGGCCUCCAAGGGGCGGGGAGAAGGGUGAAAAUGCGGCUGUCUGUAUCGGCCGCUAUCUCCCAUGGCCGAGUAUUUCGCCGCCUGGGCCUCGGCCCAGAGUCCCGCAUCCACCUUUUGCGGAACUUGCUCACGGGACUAGUGCGACACGAACGAAUCGAGGCGUCAUGGGCGCGUGUGGACGAGAUGAGGGGCUACGCUGAGAAGCUCAUCGACUAUGGAAAGCUGGGAGACACCAACGAACGAGCUAUGCGCAUGGCUGACUUCUGGCUCACGGAAAAGGACUUGAUUCCAAAGCUGUUUCAAGUACUGGCCCCUCGGUUCCAAGAUCAGAAUGGGGGUUACACAAGAAUGCUGCGGAUCCCAAACAGCAGUCAACAGGAUCGGGCCAAGAUGGCAGUGAUAGAAUAUAAAGGGAACUGCCUCCCACCCCUGCCUUUGCCUCGCAGAGACAGCAAUCUUACACUCCUAAACCAGUUGCUGCAGGGUCUGCGGCAGGACCUCCACCAGAACCAGGAAGCAAGCCUCAGUAGCUCCCACACAGCUCAACCACCAAGGAUCUAACUGGAGCAGGAAGGUCUGUGACUCUUUUCAGUGCCUGUGAUCACAGGCCUUUGGAGCUCUUUUAAUGUCUGAGAAGAACUGAAACUUGAAUUGUAAAAUGGGCAGUCUUAAUGGGGCCCAGAACCUUCUGGAGAGCCAUAUGGCCCUCUCUUUGCACAGUAUAUAAAAUUCUUUACAUGAAUAUAUGUAAAUUGAUCUUUUUGUCUUUCUCUAGGAUUUCUAGAAAAUAAUAACUAAAAUGGUCAAUCAUCUAGGAUAAUAAAUCAUGGAUAAUGUUUCUGGAUUGUA
Marmota flaviventris (yellow-bellied marmot) is the source of this 861-nucleotide messenger RNA. It is a transcript of the gene Mrpl17, whose product is annotated as mitochondrial ribosomal protein L17. Gene Ontology annotation, biological process: translation. The record is from RefSeq and is a predicted model, not a curated record. NCBI's taxonomy places the organism in Eukaryota, Metazoa, Chordata, Mammalia, Rodentia, Sciuridae. Gene Ontology annotation, cellular component: mitochondrial large ribosomal subunit; ribosome. Gene Ontology annotation, molecular function: structural constituent of ribosome.